Messenger RNA from Alternaria postmessia, 1038 nucleotides. RefSeq lists its product as uncharacterized. The transcript is spliced from 3 exons. Gene Ontology annotation, molecular function: GTP binding. Bases 1 to 1038 code for a protein of 345 amino acids. NCBI's taxonomy places the organism in Eukaryota, Fungi, Ascomycota, Dothideomycetes, Pleosporales, Pleosporaceae. The record is from RefSeq and is a predicted model, not a curated record.
AUGAAGGACAGAGUGGACAGUCCUCAUCGUGAGGUACCUGUCAUUCCAGAUUUGAAACCUGACGACAUCAUAAUCGCUGUGAUGGGUAUAACUGGCUGCGGCAAAACCACCUUCGUUAAUCUGUUCUCUGAUCGAAAGCUCGAGGUUGGACAUGGACUGGACUCAUGUACCGUAUCAGUGCAAGUCGUGCCCUGCACAUUCGAAGGUGGCGCAAAAAUAUAUCUUGUCGAUACUCCAGGUUUCGAUGACACAUAUCGCACCGACUCUGAAAUCCUGCGAGAAGUCGCGCUUUGGCUGAACAAGGCACACUCUGAGAAAUUGCGACUAGCAGGAAUAAUCUUCCUACAACGGAUAUCAGAUGUACGAGUAGGCGGUAGCGGAAUCAAGAACAUCAGAAUGUUCCAAAAGUUAUGCGGUGAUGGCCCGCUUGCGAGUGUGGUAUUAGCGACCACAAUGUGGGAUAUGGCUACGAAAGACGCUGCAAUUCAACGAGAAAAGGAGUUGAAAGAACAACCACAACUUUGGAAAAAGAUGAUAGAUCAUGGCAGUGUCGUUUUCCGUCACGACAAAAAAGAAGCGUCAGCGCUCAAGAUCAUUAAAUAUCUGAUGAAGAAGAAGAGACCCGUCACGCUCGACAUCCAGCGCGAGAUGGUCGAUGAGAAGCGCGAACUGAUCGAUACGGGCGCUGGCGAAGCGCUAGCAUCAAACAUGGAAGCGCUCAUUAAGCUAUAUGAAGGGAAAUUGAGGAAUCUAGAACAGGAAUUCAGAGAGGCCCGCAAGGAGGACCGAGAAAUGUUGGAAGAGCAAAAAAGAGAACAUGAGGAAAGUCUUGCAAAGCAGCGAAGAGAGAUGGAGAAGCUACAUGUCAACAGGUUGCAGCUUAUAGAAGAAGAGAAGAAGCGAUUUGAAGAGAGCCAGAGGGAAGCUAAAGAAGAGAUGCAACGUGCUAAAGAGAAUUUUGCGGCAGAACUUGGAAAGCAGAAGAAGCACAUAAGAGAGCAGUACAUUCGGGAAAUGCAACGCUGUAAUGUAAUGUAG